GCUUCGGGGGCCGCCGGGAGCCGUGCGCUGCUGGCACCAAGCGGAUCUGGGGGUCCCCGGCUAGGAUGGAGGGUCGUGGGGAGGCGGGCGAGGAGGAGGAGGAGGAGGAGGCAGAGGGGGAAGAGGAGGGGGUGCGAAUCACCCCCCAGCUGCUGAAGGCCAGCACCGGGGAGUUUGCCCUGGAGUCCAUCCUGCUGCUGAAGCUGCGGUGCCGCGGCAUCGCCCACCUGGGCUGCCUGGGUGACUGCGCCAACCUGGAGUGGCUGGACCUCUCCGGCAACGCCAUCACCCAGCUGGGGCCACUGGCCGCCCUCAAGUCCCUCACCGUCCUCAACCUCUCCUGCAACCGCAUCACCAGCCUGGAGCCGCUUGGCUCUUGCCAUAACCUCCAGAGCCUCAACGUCGCUGGUAACCUGGUGAGCAGCCUGCAGCAGCUGCGCUGCCUGACAGGGCUGCGGCGCCUGGAAAGCCUGCGCCUCCACGACCCACUCGCCCAUCUCACCAACCCCCUCUGCGCUGCCCCGGCGUACUGCACCACCUUGGCUGACAUGUUCCCCGGCCUCAAAGCCAUCGACGGUGAGCGGGUGUCUGGUCGCGGCAGCGAGCUCUACCAGCUCUGCCGGGAUCUGGACAGCUCGCUGGGCCAUGGUGCUGGCGCUGGUGCCGAACCGGUCCGUGCUGCUCAGCCCUGGGUGGAGGCAGGUUUCUGGGAGCCGCGGCCACCACGGCACAGCUCCAUCAUGGAGGAGGCCUACAGGCAGUUCGGGGAGGCGCUGCAGGAGUGCCGGGAGCUGAGCCACCGUGCCGACAAUGCCAUCACCCAGGCGGAACGGGUGCUGAGCGGCCGCCCCGACCCCAGCUCCUUCAUCUUCUGAGCCACGAGACCCCCAGUCCCAUGAGGGGAGAACCCCCCACCCUGUGCCGCUGCUGUCCUGGCACUGGGCCACACACAGGGACACGGCAGGGACCAGGGGGCAUUGUGGCGCCGUGCAGUAAAGCCAUGCCAUCCUCUGA
Messenger RNA from Falco peregrinus (peregrine falcon), 1014 nucleotides. It is a transcript of the gene LRRC61, whose product is annotated as leucine rich repeat containing 61. Lineage: Eukaryota; Metazoa; Chordata; Aves; Falconiformes; Falconidae. The transcript is spliced from 2 exons. Gene Ontology annotation, biological process: outer dynein arm assembly. Gene Ontology annotation, molecular function: protein binding. The coding region runs from base 66 to 875 and encodes 269 amino acids. The record is from RefSeq and is a predicted model, not a curated record. Gene Ontology annotation, cellular component: cytoplasm.